AUGAACUAUGCCAUUCGCUCAGGGAUUGCGAUCACCGCGACCUAUGCUAUGCGCCAAUCAUCUCGCUUGCUCAAAACUGUUGACGGCAAGGACCGCGAAGAAUUAUUGUCUUUGCAGCAACGUCUCGAGAGCAAGAUUCAGGUUAUCGCUCCAUCAAUUGACAUGAUUGAGCUGAUAGCUGCUCGGGGCAAUACAUCUCUUGAGUCGGCAGUCGCCCUCACCAAGUCUCUCAGGUGGGAAAUUCAGGCUCUUGGCCAACGAUUGGCAAAGGCCGCGGCUUCAGAAGAAGCCAUGCAAAGAGACUCCAGGUCAUCGAAAGAGCGACCAAAGAACGAGGCUGAGAUUGAGUUCAUCAUCAAAGACAUCAAGAACUUACUUGCCCGGAUUGAGGAUGCGGUGCCACUCAUGAACCUGGCCAUCACCACAUCCGGUGCUAAACUGUCAACAAAUCUACCGUCGACAGUGUCGCCCUCGCGACUUCUACAAGCUAGCACUUUCCUAACAGCAGGAGACACACAAUACUCUAUGUCACAAUCUGUCGAGCCUCACGCUGUGCAAAUAGGACCAACAUUUACACUUUCGAUGUACAUGCUCUUCGCCAGCCAUCUCCGUCCGCACGACGAGGAAUCCGUGCGAGAAGCAACCUGGAAGGAGGUCAUGCACAAGGCACGACUCAAGCUGCGACGCGUGCCCAUGAACCUCUACUAUUCAGAGGAUCAAUCAAAGUUGUCACAGUUUCCAUCACGACCAGGUAUUGAUGAAUAUGCUUAUCAAGUCAUGAUCAUCGAGGAUCUUGAUGAUGGGAGAGUUCACACAUUUGAAGAGAAUGAACCUCAGCCUCAUAGCUACGAAGGAGUUGCGACAGCGGGAGUGAGAGAGAUUCUCCCAAUUCAUCAGAUCUCCAAGAUUUUCUACGCCGACACGGGCAGAAUUCUCAAUAUUAGCACUGAAGGCGAAACCAACAACCCGGUUCUACUACUCAAAAGAGAUUUGAAUGCAUUGCCUCCUCGUCGCAUGAUGGAGCGCGACGAUAGUGAUGAUGAUUAUUCCCAGGAAGCAGAAGAUCAGGAUUCGGUCGACGAGGAGCAAGCGCAGCUCGAUGCACAGCUGAGUGGUAGUAGUACAUCGGAUCAGACCAACCUCAAUUAUCUGCAUGAAGAUUCCAUCCCCGAAGAAUGGCGGCUACCUCCAGGCCUGGACCCAGAGUGGAUCGCGUUUGAAGUCUACAACGAAGACGAAGAUUCAGACACCGAGUCGGAAGCAGACCCAGCAGCAGAACCCUCCAUUGAUCCUAAUAUGGUGGCUAAGCUGUCAUUAAAGGACGAAAAACAUUCAUCUUCCCCGUCUUCCUCCCCAGUCGGUCGCCAUGACGUCUCUCAAACAUCAGCGUCAACUCAACCCGCUGCAACCACAACAACAGUCUCCAAUCCACUAUUCGAACACAUUCGCACAUCACUCUCACUACUCGAAACCCUCCUUCGUCUAACAUCCCUUCAACAAUUCCAGCAACAAUCACACCUUUCAAUCAGUGACGAACUCCUGAACUUCUUCCUCGAAGAGUCGUCUUCAACCGGUGCCGGCGGCGAUGAGCAACAUCGCCAGCGUCUCCGGUCCGAGGCCCGUCGUCGCGUCGGAUGGGACCCUUAUGACGAGAGUCCUGUCAAACACCGCGGCGAGGACUACCAAUAUGGUUGGGGACCUGGUAGUCCCUCCGCCUUUCCACGAGACGGCGAUGAUCUCUACUCACCAGGAGGCGGAUCACGGGGGUUCCAGAUUCGUUCCCGCGAAAACACGCCGGAGACGCCUCAGCGAAGGGGUUCGCCUAGUGUGCGCCCAAGUGGGCUGAGGGAUAUGACUCCUGCCUAUUCGGAUGAUGCCAACUCGAGGCAAAGCUCGCCAUUGGGGAAGAAGGCUAGUCGCGUCCCCAAAGGUGGAAAUGCUGGUUCUGGAACGGCAGUGUGA
This is a messenger RNA of Penicillium daleae, 1962 nucleotides long. Its product is annotated as RanGTP-binding protein. The transcript is spliced from 5 exons. NCBI's taxonomy places the organism in Eukaryota, Fungi, Ascomycota, Eurotiomycetes, Eurotiales, Aspergillaceae. Gene Ontology annotation, cellular component: cytoplasm; nucleus. The record is from RefSeq and is a predicted model, not a curated record. Gene Ontology annotation, molecular function: GTPase regulator activity. Bases 1 to 1962 code for a protein of 653 amino acids.